AAUUGAUGAUCGGACACGCUGAUUUCAUUGUCUGGGAAGGCAGAGGAGACCCAGGAAAAAUCUCGCCGAAUCCGUCUGCCCCAGCGCUGGCCUGAUCUAGGAUCUCGUGAUCCCUCCCGUGACCGCACCACACCCGAGAUGAAUCUACGUUCUGUAUUUACUGUAGAACAACAAAGGAUUUUACAGCGUUAUUAUGAAAAUGGAAUGACAAAUCAAAGUAAAAAUUGCUUUCAGCUCAUAUUACAGUGUGCACAGGAGACUAAGCUGGACUUCAGUGUAGUCAGGACGUGGGUUGGCAAUAAGAGAAGAAAAAUGAGUAGUAAGAAUUCUGAAUCAGGAGCAACAACAGGAAGUGUUACCGGUACCUCUUUGACAACUCCAGACAUUACAGUCAGAAAUGUUGUUAAUAUUGCUCCAUCUUCAAGCCAACAGACCUCUUGGACAUCUGCCAAUAAUGAUGUCAUUGUAACUGGUAUAUACAGUCCAGCCAAUUCAUCCAGUAGACAAGGGACAACCAAACAUACAAAUACACAAAUUCCUGAAGCACAUAAAUUCCCUAUUCAGAAAACAACCAGUAAAAAUGAUACUGAGUUUCAGUUGCAUAUUCCUGUUCAAAGACAAGUAGCACACUGUAAAAAUGCUUCUCUGCUUUUAGGUGAAAAAACAAUUAUUUUGUCCAGACAGACAAGUGUGGUAAAUGCUGGAAACUCAGUAUACAAUCACACAAAAAAAAACUAUGGAAACUCUUCAAUGCAAGCUUCUGAAAUUACAGUACCUCAAAAGCCAUCUGUGUGUCACCGACCUUGCAAAAUUGAACCAGUUGGAAUUCAAAGGUCAUAUAAGCCUGAACACACAGGUAUAGCAUCACAUAACUUAUGUGGGCAAAAGCCACCUAGUAGAGACCCUUACUGUAGAACACAGAACUUGGAAAUUCGUGAAGUAUUUUCAUUAGCAGUUAGCGAUUACCCCCAGAGAAUUUUGGGAAGAAAUGCUUCACAGAAGUCUAGUUCAACAGAAGGAACUUGUUUGUCCAUUGCAAUGGAGACAGGUGAUGCUGAUGAUGAGUAUGCCAGAGAGGAGGAGUUGGCAUUGAUGGGAGCACAGAUACCAAGCUAUUCAAGAUUUUAUGAAAGUGGCAGCUCCCAACAAGCUGAGAACCAAAGUACAGCUUUGCCUGGACCAAGAAGAAAUAUGCCAAAUUCACAAAUGGUGAAUAUUAGAGACUUGUCAGACAAUGUAUUGUAUCAAAACAGAGACUACCAUUUGACACCACGGACCUCAUUACAUACAGCAUCUACUACAAUGUACAGUAAUGCAAAUUCAUCACGGAGUAAUUUUUCUCCACAUUUUUCAUCUUCAGGCCAAUUGAGAUUAUCACAAAACCAAAACAAUUAUCAGAUUUCAGGAAACCUUACUGUGCCUUGGAUUACAGGGUGUUCUAGAAAAAGAGCAUUACAAGAUCGCACUCAGUUCAGUGACCAAGACUUAACCACCCUUAAGAAAUACUGGGACAAUGGCAUGACCAGCCUUGGCUCUGUUUGCAGAGAGAAAAUCGAAGCAGUUGCAACUGAGUUAAAUGUUGACUGUGAAAUAGUUCGGACCUGGAUUGGGAAUCGAAGAAGGAAAUAUCGAUUAAUGGGGAUUGAAGUUCCACCUCCAAGAGGAGGCCCUGCUGACUUUUCUGAUCAGCCCGAGCCUGGUUCUCUGUCUGCACUCACACCAGUAGAAGAAACUGGUCCUGAAGGAGGAGAGGAUAAUGAAAGAAAUGAUGACAUAUCCAUCUGUUUGUCAGAAGGAAGCUCUCAAGAAGAGUCUACUGAAAUGGUUCCAAAUGAGGCAAGGGCUCAUAAGGAGGAGGACCACCAUGCAGUAUCCACAGAUAAUGUGAAAAUAGAAAUUAUUGAUGAUGAAGAAAGUGACAUGAUAAGUAAUUCUGAAGUUGAACAGGUGAAUUCUCUCCUGGAUUAUAAGAAUGAAGAAGUAAGAUUCAUUGAAAAUGAGCUAGAAAUUCAAAAGCAAAAGUACUUUAAGCUUCAGACAUUUGUUAGGAGCUUGAUACUAGCUAUGAAAGCUGACGAUAAGGAACAACAACAGGCGCUAUUGUCAGAUUUACCUCCUGAACUAGAAGAGAUGGAUUUCAGUCAUGCCUCGCCAGAGCCUGAUGAUACCUCAUUCAGUGUGUCUUCUUUAUCAGAGAAAAAUGCCUCAGACAGUUUGUGAUUUAAAGAAGAACAUGUGAUACAGCCUUUAGGCUCCUUACCAGGUGGCAUUUCAAGAUAACUGCAUAAUGUUGCCAUUAAAUUCUUCAGUUGAAAAUAUGUCGUUGAAACCAGUGUAUUUUGUGAAGGAUGGAUAAGAUAUAAUGGCUACAGUGCAAAAAAAUGUAUCUGAAAUUUAAAGGCAUUAUCUGAGAGUUUUUUGCAAACUGAUGGAAUUCUGGAAAAUAUUACAUUUAAUUUCGAGGAGUUUACCCAAGAAAUUAAUGUGUAAUUUCUAA
This is a messenger RNA of Condylura cristata (star-nosed mole), 2497 nucleotides long. RefSeq names its product highly divergent homeobox (gene HDX). Bases 139 to 2220 code for a protein of 693 amino acids. The record is from RefSeq and is a predicted model, not a curated record. NCBI's taxonomy places the organism in Eukaryota, Metazoa, Chordata, Mammalia, Eulipotyphla, Talpidae. Gene Ontology annotation, molecular function: RNA polymerase II cis-regulatory region sequence-specific DNA binding; DNA-binding transcription factor activity, RNA polymerase II-specific. Gene Ontology annotation, biological process: regulation of transcription by RNA polymerase II. The transcript has 10 exons.